Messenger RNA from Myxocyprinus asiaticus (Chinese sucker), 4012 nucleotides. RefSeq names its product cystine/glutamate transporter. Gene Ontology annotation, cellular component: membrane. The transcript is spliced from 13 exons. Bases 271 to 1749 code for a protein of 492 amino acids. Gene Ontology annotation, molecular function: L-amino acid transmembrane transporter activity. The record is from RefSeq and is a predicted model, not a curated record. Lineage: Eukaryota; Metazoa; Chordata; Actinopteri; Cypriniformes; Catostomidae. Gene Ontology annotation, biological process: amino acid transmembrane transport.
UUGCCCCUCUAAACGGCUUUAAUUACUUGUGUUGAUGAAUCUGGGGAAGACUGCUGGCUUUGUUUCUUGCCUGAGCCCUGAGUUGGAUGGGUGAGUUUCCAGGGUUACUCUGUACUGAGGUGAAAAACAAGCGGCAUAAGAAAGCGAGAAAGUGCAAGAAGGAAAACUAUACUGGUGUAACUGAUUUGCCAUUCAUUACCUCUGACUGACGUUUGGACCCUACUGUAUGUGUGUAUAAUCUUUGUGAAGAUCUGAAUCGGCCACUGAGGGAUGGGAGUCUCUAAAAGAGAGUCCAUCACUGAUAAAGCAGCAGAUGAAGGGGCGGAGAUGACAGUAAAAGAUGAUGCAAUACACCUGAGGAGGAGGAUCGGUCUGCUGCCUGCCAUUUCCUUCAUCAUUGGCACUGUGGUGGGCAGUGGAAUCUUCAUCGCCCCCAAAGGAGUGUUGAUGAACUCGGGAAGUGUGGGACUCUCUCUGGUGGUAUGGGCUCUGUGUGGUGUCCUCUCCACUUUUGGUGCUCUGUGCUAUGCUGAGCUGGGCACAAGCUUUACAAAGUCAGGGGGUCAUUACACCUACCUGCUGGAGACCCUGGGGCCCCUACCUGCCUUCCUGCGACUUUGGACUGAAUUCAUAUUCAUCAGACCUGCAGUGGCCUCUUAUGUGUCUCUGGCAUUUGGCCGUUAUGUCGUGGAGCCAUUCUUCAUGCCGUGCUUGGCUCCACCAGCUCUUGUUAAACUGGUCAGCAUCCUGGGAGUCACAUUUGUGGUGGCAGUGAAUUGUUGGAGUGUGACAUUGGCAGCCCGUACGCAGGUCUCAUUGACGUUUAUCAAGAUGUUCGCUCUUAUUCUGAUCAUUAUUCCAGGCAUCAUGGCUUUGGCCAAUGGGAAAACUGAAAAUUUCCAGAAUUCUUUUGACUCGGAAUCUUUGUCUUUAACCAAACUUCCUCUUGCCUUUUAUUCUGGCCUGUAUGCAUACGGUGGAUGGUUUUAUUUAAAUUUCAUAACCGAAGAGGUCAUUAACCCCAACAGAACCAUCCCACUGGCCAUCAUUUUCUCCAUGGUUACUGUUACCGUGUGUUAUGUGCUGGUGAAUGUUGCUUACUACACAAUGAUGACCGCAGAUGAACUACUGAUGUCAGAUGCCGUGGCAGUGACGUUUGCCGGGCGGGCUCUGCAGGGUUUAGCACCAGUGGUGCCUCUACUGGUUGCAAUGUCCUGUCUUGGGGCUCUUAAUGGAGGAUUUUUUGGUGCACCCAGAAUGUUGUUUGUAGGAGCCAGAGAGGGUCACUUGCCAGCUAUCUUUUCCAUGAUCCAUAUUCGCAGACAGACACCACUGCCAGCCAUUCUAUUUCUGUACCCCCUGGUGGUCAUCAUGAUAGCAAGAGGAGAGAUCUUUCAACUCAUCAACUUUGCCUCCUUCUCACGUUGGCUCUUUAUCGCCUUGGCGACCCUGGGGAUGCUUAUCCACCGCUACAGAUUCCCAGAACAUCCCAGGCCAUUCAAGGUCCCUCUGGUUGUUGCGGUGAUCUUCACUGUGGUGUGUUUCUUCAUCGUGGGCCUGUCCUUGUAUUCUGACCCCUGGAACACAGGGGGCAGCUGUGCCCUCACAAUCUCUGGAGUACCUGUGUAUUAUCUGACAAUCAAGAGAACAUAUAUAGUACCUGAAGGCUGGAGAAAAACUUUCAAUUAUUUUAGCCAACAGCUGCAGAUCCUUCUGGAAGUGGCACAGCAGGAGGUCCAGACCUACUGAGGGAGUGUUCAUCAAACACUGGCAAGAACACGCUGAAUUAAAACUGUACCAUAACAUGUAACAAAGGGCAUCAGAGUUUAAAACUAUUACAAUUGCUCAUGCAUAGGGUUAGGAAUCUGAACAAACCCCAAACUCUAUGUAUAACUCAUUCUGUACCAAUUGUGCUACAGACAUAAAUUAUACCUCAAAUUGUUGAAGAAAGGUGUGCUAUUACAUUUGUAAGCAAUCAGACUUUAUUUUUGCCUACCAGACAAUAAAACGGAUGAAAAAAUCCCUUAUAUUUACAUUGCAGAAGGGAGCCAAACCAUAUCUAGGGACCUAGGGGUGGGAUCUUUUGACUUGAGGCUAGAAAGCAACCACUAAAAACACCCUAGUACCAUGGCAGUUUUUUUUGCAUGGGCAAGCACCACUUACACUCACUGUACACUUUAUUAGGAACACUAUGGUCCUAAUAAAGUGCCCGACAUGGUCUUCUGCUGUUGUAGCCCAUCCGCCUCAAGGUGCGACUUGUGUAUUCUUAGAUGCUAUUCUUCUCACUACAAUUGUUCAGUUAACUGAGUUGCCGUAGACUUUCUGUCAGCUCAAACCAGUCUGGCCGUUCUCCACUGACCUCUCUCAUCAAGGCGUUUCCAUCCACAGAAUUGCUUCUCACUGGAUGUUUUUGGCACCAUUCUCAGUAAACUCUAGAGACCGCUGUGUGUGAAAAUCCCAGAUCAGCAGUUACAGAAAUACUCAAACCAGCCCAUCUGGCACCAACAAUCAUGCCAUGCUUAAAUUCACUGAGAUCACAUUAUUUCCCCAUUCCGAUGUUUGAUGUGAACAUUAGCUGAAGCUCCUGACCCAUAUCUGCAUGAUACUAUGCAUUGCUGCCACACUAUUGGCUGUUUAGAUAAUCACAUUAAUAAAUAGGUGUACAGGUGUUCUUGAUAAAGUGCUCAGUGAGUGUAUAUUUUCAGUUUCAGACUACGUAAAGAUCCAGUUUUAUUCAAUUCAAAGGCAGGGAUUAAAUACUGUAUGUCCCUGGAAAUAUGCUGUUGAAUUCUGAGCAUUUUUGUAAUAAUUCACAAAGAAAGGGUUGUUAUUCCCUUUAUUCAGAGGAAAGAAGAAAAAUAGGAUGAGAAACCAGGUAGUAUGCUUUGACAAUUGACGAAUGACAAUUACCCUCUGAAGUUACUGGUCUUAAAGUUCAAUAAAAUGUCAUGGAGAAAAUGAUGGAUUGAGGUCCUAUUUCAAUAUGGUCGUCAAUUGAAUUAGAAAAUAUGUCACACAUUGUGUAAUUUCAAAUGCAAAGUUUCUGAAUGUGGAUGUCUUUUGUACCAAAAGUGAACCGGUAUGCUAUUGAGAAAUGUCGCUCAUAUCAUCAGAACAAAGCUCAAGAUUACAUGGCUUUAAAAUCUAACAGAAACCAAGUAUAAUGACAAAAUGUCAAAUGUAUGUAAAUGUACUAUCAUCACUCUUUAAUUUCUAAUGCUCAUAUGAAGGCAUACCAACCACCUAAUACCACAAAUCAUAAAUCUGUGUAUUUUUUGGCCCAUUGCUUUUUUACCAUGACAAAAAUCAUUUAACAUGAAUUCACACAGCUGCAUUUAGAAAGUUUGUAUUCUCUGCAUAUAUUAACUGAACUAUAUGCAUGUUACUGUAUCUUUCUAAUAACUCUAUACAUUAAUGCACAUUAAAACUUUGCAAUUAACCACAAAUCUCUGAAUCAUGGUCAUAUCCUAAUAAAUGUCUUUUUGUUCUUGAUGGCAAAAGUGCAUAAACGCAGCAACAGAGAUGACUCACUAUUCUGACAUGCUUGUAACCAUGACAACACAGUAUCAGAUAUAAAAUGUUAUAAACAGCUUAAUACACUCCAGAUAAUUGACUGUGGUAAGUUCUAGAACUGUAAAAAAGUGCAACAUGUAUGUGAUCAUCUGUAAUUGACAAACAACCCUUUAUUCUAAGAAUACAGAUUGUGUGCACAUUGUUUUAUUUCUCAUCCCUAGUUAAAAUCUCUUCUUAAAGAGCAUACUGUUUUAAUGGGAUAAUUUUACAGUCCAUUGUUUUUAAAUCCAGGGUGUUCAAAAUCAUUACAAAACACUGUAAAAUUCUUGCAGGGUAGUGUAAAUUAAUUAAGCUGAUAAAUCUGUAUGUCCAUUUACCUAUGUUAUAAUACACACUCACUCUCACACACUCUCAUAUAUAUACACACGAUCAGCCACAACAUUAAAACCACCUGCCUAGUAUUGUGUAGGUCUUCCUCAUGCCACCAAAACAGUGCCAA